GCAAGUUUCGUUUCUUGCAUAGCAUAGAAGACAACACCGCCACCACCACGCCAACAGCUCUCCUCCACCACCGCCAACGGCAUCGUUAUACGCAGCAGAUUCACGAGAUCUGCUCUCUAAGUCCCACUAUUUCCCGCAUAGUUAGCAUUCAAACUUUCUCUUUGUAAGUAACUUCCCAAUUCUCUUAUUUUUUCAACUAAAACCCUCUCCCUUUGACUUCAUAUUAUUUCGAUCAUUCCCUACACUAUCUUCUUCUUCUUCUUCCUCUUCUGCUUUUCCUUCUUCUCCUUCCUCUUUGAUAAUUUACCUAGGAGCAAACAAAGGAUUGCAUUAUGUGGUUUACCUGUACAGAUAAUUAGGGUUUCUGGAGAAUGAGCGAAUUUAAUGGGUUGAUUUGUCAUCAUUUGAAUUCAAUCACUGAGAAGGCUGGAGACUGGAAACUGGCUUUGGUUCCAGAAUCAAGGUUUUAGGGAAUUUAGGGUUUAAUAUUCUAGAGCAGGAUUCUGCUUUCUCUGCUUAAUCGAUUUCGAUUUUCGUGUGUUUGGAUCACAAGGCAAUCAGAGUUUGGUCAAUCUGAUUCUGAGAUGCAAAGUCGUUUAUGAUGAUAGAAUGACAAUGGUGCGGCUUCUGGGACUGAGUCGUGGAGAAUCUGACGAGUCACCCAGGGAGAUCACCUCGCGAAGUAAUCUGAUCAGUGAGUCCGGAGAGAGUGGGUGGCUAAUCAGGUUCUUUGACUCGGCCUUUUUCUGUGAGUGGAUCGCAGUGAGCUACCUAUACAAGCAUGAUCACGCUGGGGUACGUGACUAUCUAUGUAAUAGAAUGUAUACCUUGCCCUUAUCAGGUAUUGAGAGUUAUUUGUUCCAAAUUUGUUACAUGUUAAUCCACAAGCCAAGCCCAUCUUUGGAUAAGUUUGUUAUUGAUAUGUGCUCAAAGUCUCUGCUGAUAGCUUUGAAGGUGCAUUGGUUUUUGUUGGCGGAACUUGAGGAUUCUGAUGAUAAUGAAGGUAUUAGUAGGAUUCAGGAGAAGUGUCAAAUUGCAGCUACUUUGAUGGGAGAGUGGCACCCACUUGUGCGACCACCUAAUGAGUCUUCCAGCCCUGGGGGUAAGAACCAGGUUUUGAAUAAAAUCCUGUCAUCAAAACAGAAGUUUUUGUCACUGACAUCUUCACCGCCUGUGAGCAAGUCUUUAUCAUUUUCACCCUCAUCAGGAAAUAAUUUAGUGGAGGAUGGAAAUCUGAUGUCACCAGAUGAGAACAAGCUUUUUAAGAAGUUUAUUCCAGGUCCAAAGGUCAGAGAUGCAUUGCUGUUUAGGAAGUCAGUGGAGAAAGAUGAGGAAGAAAGUGAAAAAGACGGGUUUUUCAAGAGGCUUUUGCGGGACAGCAGCAGAGGUGAGGAGGAGUCAACUUCGAAUUCAGAUGGCUUCUUCAAGAGGCUUUUGAGGGAUAACAGUAGAGGAGAGGAUGAGGAGUUGACAUCUAGCUCAGAUGGUUUUUUCAAGAGACUUCUGAGGGAUAGUAGUAAAGCUGAGGAUGAGGAGUUGACGUCAAGCUCAGAAGGGUUUUUCAAGAGGUUGUUUCGAGAUAACAAGAGUGAUGGUGAUGAUAAGUUAGUUUCUAAAUCACUAGAAGAUGAUGAAAAAGAGGGGUUCCUUAGAAAAUUCUUUAAGGAGAAGGUUGAGGACAAGAAGGAUGGAAAUGAUAGGAAUGAGCAUGAAGAAAGGGUGAAUUCUGAAGAAAAAUGUUCCAAAUCUGCAGAGGAUGAUGAAAAAGAGGGUUUCUUCCGGAAAUUAUUUAAAGAUAAGUUUGAAGACAAGAAAGAUGGAAAUGAUAAAAUGGAUGAGGGUAAUGUGAAUGGUGAUGAAGAAGAACCUUCUGAAUUUUCAUUGUUUCGGAAAUUGUUUCGGGUGCAUCCUGAGGAUGCCAAAACUACUGCAGUGACUGAGAAUAGCAAUAGCAGUGGCUUGUUUGAUAGCAGCCCAGGAACUGAAAAUUUUUUCCGCAAACUGUUUAGAGAUCGUGAUCGUUCACUUGAAGACUCAGAGUUAUUUGGUUCAAAGAAGAAUAAAGAGAAGCAUCCAGGUUCACCAAAACAACAUAAUGAAAAGUCAAACAUGAAGCCUCCACUUCCUAACAACACAGCAUCUCACUUCCGGAAGGGGGCUUAUCAUGAGUCGCUAGACUUUGUGAUGUCGCUUUGUGAGACUUCUUAUGGCUUAGUGGAUAUAUUUCCGGUUGAAGAUCGCAAAAGUGCUCUUUGUGAGUCACUUGAGGAGAUGAAUUUACAUUUAGCUGAAGCUCAGAGUAGUGGAGGAGUUUGCUUUCCAAUGGGAAAGGGGGUUUAUCGUGUAGUUCAUAUACCUGAAGAUGAAGCUGUUCUUUUGAAUUCUAGGGAAAAGGCUCCAUAUCUGAUUUGUGUUGAAGUUUUGAAAUGUGAAUUGCCAAGCAAUACGAAGGAUGGUUUUGGUGCACAAAAGCUUUCCAGAGGAGGAAUUCCUCUAGCAAAUGGAGAUGCAUUUUUGCCAAAGCCACCUCCAUGGGCCUAUCCUUUGUGGACCGCCCAGGAAGUAUAUAGGAAUAGCAGUGAUAGAAUGUCAAGGUCUACAGCUCAAGCAAUUGACCAGGCAAUGUCCCAUAGUUUGGAGGCGAAAUUGAAAUUUGUUAGUGUGAGCCUUUAUGUGGAGAAGCAAUGGCCCCGACAGUCAGUGAACAAUCAGUCACGUGAUAUUCGCCAUGGCAUUAAUCGCAAUGGUCUGCAUCAAAGAACAGCUGACUGUGGUGAUUUGGAAUGGGUAAGGGUAGUGCUGACGGCAGAUCCUGGAGUUCGCAUGGAAGACAUUGGGGAUCAAGGACCACUUCGUCGCAGAGAGCAUCGUCGUGUCCCUAGUACAAUUGCCAUUGAAGAAGUGAAGGCCGCUGCAGCCAAGGGAGAAGCCCCUCCUGGACUUCCUUUAAAAGGAGCUGGUCAAGAUUCCUCAGAUGCACAGCCUAGGGUUAAUGGUAGCAUCCCUAAGGCCAGCGAUGCUCUAUCUGGUGAACUUUGGGAGUUGAAGAAAGAGAGGAUUCGUAAAGCUUCAGUAUAUGGAAAAUUACCUGGUUGGGACCUGCGCUCUGUUAUUGUGAAGAGUGGUGAUGAUUGUCGGCAGGAGCAUCUUGCAGUUCAACUCAUUUCUCAUUUUUAUGAUAUAUUCCAAGAAGCUGGCCUCCCUCUCUGGUUACGUCCCUAUGAAGUUUUGGUCACUUCAUCUUAUACAGCUCUUAUUGAGACAAUUCCUGAUACUGCUUCACUUCAUUCUCUCAAGAGUAGAUAUCCCAACAUCACAAGCUUGCGUGACUUUUUUGUUGCUAAGUAUGAGGAGAACUCCCCAAGUUUUAAGCUUGCACAGAGGAACUUCGUGGAAAGUAUGGCAGGAUAUUCUCUAGUGUGCUAUCUGCUACAGGUUAAGGAUAGACACAACGGAAACUUGUUAUUGGAUGAAGAAGGUCACAUCAUACAUAUUGAUUUUGGAUUCAUGCUCUCCAAUUCACCUGGUGGUGUUAAUUUUGAAAGUGCACCCUUCAAAUUAACUCGGGAGCUUCUUGAGGUCAUGGAUUCUGAUGCUGAGGGAGUUCCAAGCGAGUUCUUUGACUAUUUUAAAGUUCUAUGCAUUCAGGGCUUCUUAACUUGCCGUAAGCAUGCAGAGCGUAUUAUUCUUCUUGUUGAGAUGUUACAGGAUUCAGGUUUCCCUUGUUUUAAAGGUGGUCCACGGACAAUACAAAACCUAAGAAAACGAUUCCAUCUAAGUUUGACAGAAGAGCAAUGUGUCUCGUUGGUGCUUUCUCUUAUCAGCAGCAGCCUUGAUGCUUGGAGGACACGACAGUAUGACUACUAUCAGAGAGUUUUGAAUGGGAUAUUGUGAGGAUAUACUGCAUUCUUUGCUCCCUUUGACAAUCGCCAGUUCAGCGCGUCAUUUUUUAUCAGAGUUGCAUGUAAGUUGCAACUAAAUCACUGUCAUACAAGGGAAAUUGGUUCACUGCAUUGUGGCACAAGAUUUUGUUGCAGAUUUAACAAAUUCUGAUAUCAGAUUGUUGCCUGUGUUUCCUUGGUGCGAGGAGUUUGUAAUUAUACCAGCUGAAAUAUGUGUUUAGGAAGUCUAGCAGGCUAAAUUGUUUUCAGGAGAGUCUUCUUUUUCUUUUCACUGUUUCCUCGUCAUUUAAUAUGGAAUUCUGCCGGCGUUUGGUGAAUUUAGUUGCUCAAAAAGGAAGCAUACUUUUAUCCCCUCUUAAGAAAGCAUGUACAGAGUAUUCCUGUGAUGAUGAUGGACAGUCGUGAAAAGGCGUCUGAGACCACAAAUGCAUAAGUAGAAUUUUACACGGGGUGGCGGUCGACAGCAAUACAAAUACCAAGUAUUCCUGAUUUGUACAUUAGCAUUUCACCAUUAGAAGCAGUAUUCUUCAGACAAAAGCUUGGCAGACAAUCAGAUGGCUAGCCUGUUUCACUUCUGGCAUCAACUGUUUAAUGGCGAGUCUUCCCAGGUAUAUUUCUCUGACACGUCCUUACCAAAAAGUCGUCCUGGCAAAAUUCCUGAAAGCUGUAUAUGAAUAUAGCAAGUGAGAUCAUAUACCAUCUUCUUUCGAGGGUAAAAAUUGAUUGAAAUUCUAGUCAUACAACAUAGUGUUUGAUGGGCGCAGGGUUCUGGUCCAAUUUGUGUAUUCGAUAGAGAAUUUGAGUCUGUAAACUAUUUUACAUGAGAUGUUAGUGUUAGAUGUUUUUAAAAAAGAGUUAAGUCUCUUUACUUGUGUCUUAAUCUUUCAACUAUAGGAAAAUUCCUGUAAUAUUUGAUGAUGCAACUGGACUCAAGGUAUCAGUUCAGUUCCUCGUACAUAGCACAAAAUUAUUAUUAUUAUUAUUAUUUUUACUGAGAUUUUCUUGUGAUA
Messenger RNA from Jatropha curcas, 4912 nucleotides. RefSeq names its product phosphatidylinositol 4-kinase beta 2. The record is from RefSeq and is a predicted model, not a curated record. NCBI's taxonomy places the organism in Eukaryota, Viridiplantae, Streptophyta, Magnoliopsida, Malpighiales, Euphorbiaceae. Gene Ontology annotation, molecular function: 1-phosphatidylinositol 4-kinase activity. Gene Ontology annotation, biological process: phosphatidylinositol phosphate biosynthetic process; phosphatidylinositol-mediated signaling. Gene Ontology annotation, cellular component: cytoplasm; membrane.